Ectocarpus siliculosus is the source of this 1809-nucleotide messenger RNA. The record is from the annotation of a GenBank genome assembly. Lineage: Eukaryota; Phaeophyceae; Ectocarpales; Ectocarpaceae.
GUACACCAGGAGUGCGGUUUUGUUGUGAUCUCUUCCGACGCCAAGGAGAGGGGGCUUCGACCGCGGCAAGCAAGACAUCGCAGCAAGCGGCAGCAGAGUCAAGUCAUGGGUCGCAAACGCCGACUGCCCGCCAGGGCUAGGGAGAAGCUCGUGGCGGAGGAGGCUGCCUCGGCCAUGGAAGUGGAGCAAAAGGAGGCCGUUCUGCAACGAAAGCCGGACAAGGCCCUGUUCGUCGUAGAUGCUGCAGGCUCAGGGCGAAAGCGACGCAAGGUUGAGAAGGAAGCGAAGACUGCCAAGUACCUCUCUAAGAACGAGAAGAAGCUCAUUGUUCACAAGUUCCUCGGCAAGGGAAAGCCAAGAGCCGCGGGUCGCAAGCGAAUCUCCGACCCAUGGGCAGAUGAGGACCAAGAGGAAGGGUCUAGCACCAAGGAGCCGCAGGAAGCCUUGCCGCCAUCCACGUUGGGGAAGAUGGAAGCAGAUGACUCGAACCCGUUGCUUUCGCUGGAAGGAGGGGCGGUGGCAAAAGCGACAGCUGCCAUGGAGGAGUCUGCAAGAGAGCCAGGCGGUCGGCAGGGAGGGGAAGACUUCGUUACGUCCCCUAGGGUACCGGGGCGGAACGCCAAGCGUCCGAAACAGUCGGUUCGGAAUCUCGCCAAGCUGGGUGUGUGUCACCCGGGGCAGUCUUACAACCCGGCGGAGGAGGACCACGACGACGUGCUCGCGAGCGCUGUGGCCGUGGAGCUCAAGCGGCAGGAGGCCAUCGAGGAGGAGAGCGCGCCGAUUUCAGCCGGGAUGUCAGAGGAGACGCUGGCUGUCAUCAUCGGAGACGAGGACGACGAGGAAUCGUCCGAUGGUGAGGAAGACGAUAACGCGACCGGCCUCUCUCUUGGGAAACCCACACCGGCCUCGGGAAAGCUCACGCGGGCUCAGCGGAACAAGCAGAAGCGAGCAAAGGCGGCCAAGCACGAGCUGGCCGUGAGGCGCAACAGGAAGCAUAUGAUAAAGUCGAUCGAUCAUGCGGGAGUGGCGGCCAUGAGCACUAAGCGCCAGAACAACAAGGACGUGAUUGCGGGGCGAUCGGUGCCGGUUAACCUGGGCGAAGAACUGCACGGGAGCCUGCGGCAGCUCAAGGCGCAGGGGAGCGUUCUUCACGACAAGGUUGAGCUUCUCAAGGCCAACAAGGCGCACCCUGACCGCAGGCGCGGAAAGGAGCGAGCGAAGAAGGCGCCCAAGGGCUUCAAGAAGAAACACACGUACAAGGACCGUUACAAAGACGACUGACUGAUCGGGCGCUUAUGGAGGCGACAAUGUUUGCGUACACCCGGGUGUGUUGGACGUUAGUAAGAUGGAGCGGUUGCUUCCCACGGGCGGGGGUAGGGCAUGUUUUGAGGUCUGUGCAUCGAUCUCCGACAGGCCAAUGGUACGUGCAAGGGACCAUUACCAUUCAUUGGGAGGUCGAAUCGAUGCCAAAAUACCGUAGUUAUCACCAGGAUAUUGUGUGUAAAGCAAUUACCUGCAUGGAUAAUUUGAUAUUUUGCCUCCGACGGACGCUUUUCACUCGAUCACAGCAUGAGCUGGGACUCACUAUUUGGACGUCAUGUUUGACAAAUGUGAUGAGGCGAUGGCGAGAGAACCCAUCGGGCUUGAGGACAAGCACAUCAGCUUACGCAUACGAGGGUCUUGCCGAGUGGUAAACGUAGGAGGAUCAGAUCUAUUUUGGAAGAGAAGACUCCAAUGGUUAGGACCGGGACCGGCCACAUGAAUUUCACAGGGGUGUUACGGAGGUGCUAUCGCGGGCGAGGAACGCUC